Messenger RNA from Stylophora pistillata, 378 nucleotides. Its product is annotated as fibroblast growth factor receptor 2-like. Gene Ontology annotation, cellular component: plasma membrane; signaling receptor complex. Gene Ontology annotation, molecular function: ATP binding; transmembrane receptor protein tyrosine kinase activity. Lineage: Eukaryota; Metazoa; Cnidaria; Anthozoa; Scleractinia; Pocilloporidae. The record is from RefSeq and is a predicted model, not a curated record. Gene Ontology annotation, biological process: cell surface receptor protein tyrosine kinase signaling pathway; positive regulation of kinase activity; protein phosphorylation.
GCCAAUACUUAUCAUGGAGUACCUGUGGAGAGGUGACUUGCUGGGUUACCUCAGAAAAUCCAGGGGGGUAUUCGACCACUAUCAUCGUGGGGCCGGAAGGGUCGACCACUUGAAAACAUAUGACAUGGUGCUGUUCGCUAAACAGAUCGCACAUGGUAUGACAUUUCUCGCGUCUAGAGGGAUAAUUCAUCGCGAUCUUGCAGCUCGCAACAUCCUUCUCGAUGAGCAUCGUGUAUGCAAGUUGACUGAUUUUGGGCUCUCUUAUCAGGAUUUCAAAUACGGCACAGGAAAUGCCAAGAAGGGAUGUAUCCCAAUUAAAUGGAGUGCACCCGAGAUUCUUUACGGCCAUGUGGAACGGCUGUCAACCAAAAGUGAUGU